Messenger RNA from Grus americana (Whooping crane), 855 nucleotides. RefSeq names its product all-trans retinoic acid induced differentiation factor (gene ATRAID). The coding region runs from base 79 to 747 and encodes 222 amino acids. The record is from RefSeq and is a predicted model, not a curated record. Gene Ontology annotation, cellular component: intracellular membrane-bounded organelle. NCBI's taxonomy places the organism in Eukaryota, Metazoa, Chordata, Aves, Gruiformes, Gruidae. The transcript is spliced from 7 exons. Gene Ontology annotation, biological process: positive regulation of osteoblast differentiation.
GUGUCCGGGGGGGCGGGGCGGUCCCGGAAGAGCCCCCCGGGGGGGGGCGGGGGGGGCGUACCCGGGCUCGGCGGGGCCAUGGGCGCCGUCUUGCCGCUGCUGCUGCCGCUGCUGCUGCCGCCCUGGGCCGCCGGCGGCGCGGCGGUAUGCGGGCGCUGCCCGGGGCCGGUGCGGAACGGCUCGAUCGUGGCCCAGUACUGCGCGUCCCAGGCCGGCACCGAGAGCGAGGGGCGCUGCUGCCGGGAACGGGGCGCCCGCCCGGAGCGGCUGCUCGGGCUGGACCUGAGUGACUGCUCCCUGCACAGCCUCCCCCCGGGGCUGGCCGAGGCCGCGGCCAUCGUCAUCCUGGACCUGACGGAGAACCCUCUGACGCCCCUCCCCAACGGCUCCUUCCUGGGCUUCACCCACCUGCAGCACCUCAUGGUGCCGCUGGCACUGGAGUGCCCGGGCGGGAGCAACGCCUGGGAGAACGUGACGAUGCAUGGGAACAGCCGGCUCUGCCAGGGCCAGAGGAACCCCUGCAACAGCUCCGGGGAGCUCGCCUGGCUGUGCCCUGAGAACGCUGCCUGUGCCCCAGACGGCCCCGGCCUCGUCCAGUGCCUGUGUGACAGCCCCUUCCACGGCUACAAGUGCCUGCGCGAGGGCACGUUCCCCAUGCUGCUCUUCUGCGGGAUCCUGGGAGCCAUCACCCUGUCCCUGUCCCUCUUGCUCUGGGGCACCCAGCGCCGGAAGGCCAAGACCCCCUGAGCGGGGGGGGCAGGGCAGGGGGGGUUCCGUGUGCCAGAGGGGCUCCGUGUACCCGGUGUCUGGCUCACCACGCCGGGGCUAGGGAUAAAUAAAGCCCGCAGCAUCCUC